Messenger RNA from Microdochium trichocladiopsis, 2280 nucleotides. RefSeq lists its product as uncharacterized. The transcript is spliced from 2 exons. The coding region runs from base 286 to 1839 and encodes 517 amino acids. The record is from RefSeq and is a predicted model, not a curated record. NCBI's taxonomy places the organism in Eukaryota, Fungi, Ascomycota, Sordariomycetes, Xylariales, Microdochiaceae.
CAAUGCGUCGCCCGUCACUGCUCCGUCCUGCAACUCAUCAGAGAAUGGCGACGACGAGCUCAACACAACACGACGACAUUCAGUUGCCCAUCCCUGGCAGGCCUGCUACGUAGAGGCGUCGAGCGACCAACGCCAACGCUUCGGCGGCCACAGUCCAGGACGCUAUUCCGAUUUCCAACGAGGCCUGGUACGGAAAGUCGGCGCAGCGUACGGCUACACCAAACAUCACCUGGAGCGAUCAAGUGAACAAUUGCUUGACUGAGCUCACCUCCACCUCCCGUCGCCAUGGCCGCACCGCUCAAGCCCGCCGCAGACGCCUCCGACCACGAGUCCGCCGGCUCCUCCCACGGGCAGCUGUCGGCUCCGGACAAGACAGCGGCACGCCCGGGCUUCUUCCAGCGAAGAAGAAACGUCGUCAUCGUCAGUGUCGUCGCCGCCUUGCUUGUCCUCGGCCUCGUCUUGGGCCUUGCCUUGGGCCUCACUCUCGGCCGCCGCAACAGCAACAACAACGGCGACGGCAGCGAGUCCUCGUCCUCUCCCGGGCCGACCGUCGUCCGCGGCGCAUACCCGGACCCGCACCCCAUCGCCGGCACCAUCCCCAACAACGCAAACUACACCACCCUCGACCCGACCCUCAUCCGCCGGGCCUCGGACGGCACCUACUUCCUCUACACCACCGGCGGCUACUCGGGCUAUGUCUGGUCCGCCCCAGCCCUGUCCGGACCCUGGACAAAGUCCGCCGCGCCUAUGGUCUCCCCGGGAACCCAGGCCGGCGCCCCCGACGUCCACCAGUUCAACGCCACCACCUACAUCAUGUUCCACAACAGCCACAAGUACAACUACUCGGCCGAGGCCGGCGUCGCCAACCCCCAGGCCCAGCUCAACUGGCACGACGCCAGCAUCAUCGCCCGCACCUCGGACAGCCUCGAGCCCGGGUCCUGGAGGGAGGUGGGCAGGCUCGACAUUGACUGGGCCAUGCGGUACAACAUCCUCGACCCGUCACUCUUGCGGGUCCCAGCCGGCCGAGGGGCCCCGGAGGACAAGGCAAAGGCGAUGCUCACGUUCGGAUCGUACCAGACGGGGCUGUACCAGAUCCCCCUGGACCCAGAGUUUCCUGUCAGGCUAGCCCACGGCAGCAGCAACAGCAACAAUAACAACAACAACGCCUACGCAAUGAGCCAGCUUGUCCACCUCGAGCAUAACCAGACCAACAAGAUCGACACGACCGAGGCGGCAUACAUGUACUACCGCUCCUUCGAUAACGCCACCACCGCCGCCGCUUCCACCUCUGCGUCCUCAGUAUCCGGAUCGGCAUCAGGGGCGCAGACCGCAGCAACAGGAGGCUGGUACUACCUCUUCUUCUCGGCCGGCAAAUGCUGUCCCCAGGCGACCACCCCUGGCCAUCCGCACCCAGUCCACAACAACCACACUACCACUGGAAACGACAACAACAACAACGAAAACGACGGCCAGACCACCUACACCGUCUCCGGCGGCGCCACGACCUACGCCAACACGACCAUCUCGUGGUUCCCCUACGAUGAGGCGUACCGGGUCAUGGUGUGCCGCUCGCGCACGCCCUCUGGCGAGUACUUUGACCGCGAGGGCAGGAGCUGCCUGACCGACAGCGGGGGCACGCUGGUCCUGGCUAGCCACGACGGGGUGUUUGCGCCGGGCGGGCAGGGGGUGUGGGAUGAUCCGGUCGAGGGGACCGUGUUGUAUUACCACUAUGUGGCCUACGAUAUUGCCGUCAACAAGCCCGACGAAAACAACAAGGGCUACAAGUUUGGCUGGAACAAGGUCGACUUCAGCGACGAGGGGUGGCCCAGAGUCAUAUAGCCGCGGCAGCGGCGGCGGCCAGAUCAGCGUGGCAACAGCGAUGGCGUCCAGGUUCUAAAUGAACGGGUUCUGUCCAGAUCAUAAGUCUCUCUGGGCUUUCUCCGGCACUGGCCUCCUUCCUUCCCUCCCACCCUUUCUUCUCUUUUCUUUAAUCCUCUCGGUACAUAUUUGCCUACCUGUUUUUCUCGUUGAUGUAGACCACGCGCAUUUCCUUCGUCAAGCGCGCGCGUGGCUGUCCCCGGCGCAAAUUGUUUUCCCAGAGCUGGCCACAUCCAGCGCCUGGCGAUGUCUAGAUUACUUCUUUUGUGCUUGUGGCCUAGAACUUUUGAAUCUUGCGCAUUUUUUAGGAGUUUUGAUAGCACAUAGACUUUUCGUCUUCUGAUCAUCAUCUUCUUUCUUGCCGCAAACUCUUCCGGGGGGCCAGAGUAGAAACAUCUGUGC